ACCACAAGAUGUUGAUAGAGAACAACAAUAUAUUAUGCAGAGUUUCUCCUGAGAUCGAGAGUUAGUUGUUUUCCGUCAUGGAUUUUGCUGCAAUUUUGAAGGGAGAAGUCGAUAGGAAGAGAAAAUUAGUUGAAGAUAAGAACAUCAUUGCUGGAGAAAAGAAAUUCUUUAAAAGGGGAGACUUGGCAGAAAAAGAACGGGAAGAAUAUGAAAAACGACACAAUAUACAACGAGAAGAUCCAGAGGCUGAGAAGCAGCGUAGACUUUCACUUACCGAUACUUUGAAUAAUAUUGGGCCAGACAAAGAUAAGCUUCCUAUGACUUUGUCAAGACAAGAGGUUAUCAAAAGACUUCGAGAACGUAAUGAACCGAUUACACUCUUUGGUGAGUCGGAUUAUGAAGCUUUCCAGAGAUUGAGAAAACUUGAAAUUAUGGCUCCAGAAAUUAAUAAAGGGCAGAGAAAUGAUUUUCAGGAUGCCAUGGGACAAAUAGAACAAGAAGAUUUAGAUGAAUUAAUAAAUAAACAAAACAAAGAUAACGACAUGAAAGAAUCAACUCUACAGAUAAAAGAUGAUGGAGUCACCAUUGAUAAGUUACUUGAAAUGAAGCAAAAGCUUGAUGAAGGAGAUGAUGAUCAUGAUAUUGAAGUUAUAUUGAAAACCUUACAGUUUCUUCUGAAAUGUUGGGCGGAAGAACUGAACAGUGUUCCCGCAGAAAAGAAACGAAAAAUUCAAGUUCGGACUCAAUUUGCAAUCCAUAGACAAACUAAAGGAUACCUUGCUCCUUUAUUUUCCUUUCUCAAGAAGAAGACGAUCGCCCCAGAUAUUCUCGCUUAUUUAACAAGGAUUAUCAAAUUUGUAUUGGACAGAGAUUAUGUCAAGGCAAACGACGUCUAUUUACAAAUGGCAAUCGGAAAUGCACCUUGGCCUAUUGGGGUGACUAUGGUCGGAAUUCACGCUCGAACAGGCAGAGAGAAGAUUUUUUCGCAACAAAUUGCUCAUGUUUUGAACGACGAAACCCAAAGAAAAUAUAUUCAAGGAUUAAAAAGACUUAUGACAGUUUGCCAAAGGGUUUUCCCAACUGAUCCAUCGAAAUCUGUUGAAUAUGACGCGACUAAACCAUUGGCUAUGUGAUACAAAUAAAUUCUGGUAAUAAUUAUUGGACAAUUAUUAGUGGUCUGGUCGGCUUCAAGAACAUUCGAAGCUGAUAAAAAAAUGUGGAUUGAGAUCAAUUCAGAAGGAAAGCUUGACCUACUCUUGGAAUAUUGUGGUAGUCAGCAAACUCGUGUUUGCUCGUGAGCAGCUGGCGACGAGUGUUAUAUUUGGGAUUUCAAAAGUUAUGUAUUAGAUUUAUGUAAAUAGUGUCAUGUUAAUGCAACUUAUGUAUACAUACAUGUAUUUUUGAACUGGGAGAACCUGUUGCCAGUGAAUUUGACACAAAAGAGAACCAAUUCUUAAAAUUUUGAUUUACACAACCGGUUAAGACUGUGUGUGGUGAGUUUCAUAAGUAACACUGAAAGUAAAGAACAGACUCCGAAACAAAAUGAAUGAAAAUUUAUCACCUCAAUGUCUAUUUUGACCAUUAAAUGUUUUUGCGCUUUGGCACAGUCUGAAAGAGAGAGAUUUAUUGUCUUAACCAAAAAACAAGCGAUGGUACAAUUUGAUACAUUUGAUAUAGACAGGGGGAUACGGCCAUCAGAGUUCUCCCCCCAAUUUUAGUUUUUGGAUUCGCAGUUGAUGUAUGUGAACAAUGUACAAAAAAUAAAAACUUUCUGCUCAUAUUUAUGUUAUUGUAUGUUUUGUGAUUUACAAAAAAUAAACUUUGUUUGUAUAGUCAGUUUUUACAAAAAGUCUUAUUUUUUUGAGAGUAUGCUCAAAGCAAAUGUACAAGUGCAAGGGUAGAAACAAAAUCGCUGCUCGGAACAUGAGGAUUUCAACCAUCUUUUGUUUCCUGAACUCUCUUCUGUUUACAUAAUCACAGGCUUUUACGAUAUAUAUACAGGGUGUCCAUAAAAGAUAAAAUCCCUUCACAAUUUCAAUUUUGUUAUGAAGACAGUUCUCAAUGUAUCUUAACCAGGUUUGUUGUUAUUUUAAUCAGUAAUUAAGUAUUUUUACUUCAUUUAGUACAUCUGUGAGGGCCAAAACAAUAUAUGGUAUUAAUAAAUUCCUUUUGCAAUUUUGAGACUUUAUGGACACCCUAUAUUAUAAAAUAUUUUCGAAUCGUUUUGUAGGUGCCAAACAAUUAGAAAAUGAGUCUUUUGGCCAAUUGAACCUUCUAUGAAUUUGCAAUGAAAUGUGACAAUUCUGACUAAGACAUUUGUAAAUUAGGACAUUACCAUUCCCCACUAAUACCUAACCUGCAUGCAUGCAAUUUCUCUCCUUGUUAUAGUUGAAUAAUGGGUAGUCCCAUAAUAAUGUAUGUCUGACCUUGGUCCGACAAACAUUACAGAAAUAUAUUUGUGUUAGUGUGCAGCAAGACUCUUGAAUCAGUUAGGAAAGAUAUUUUUAAUUUAGUUUUUUUAUUGGACACUGACUAUGUCUUGUUUGAGGUGGGUGGGUAUGGGAUUCAAACCUUACUCAAGAAUAUGAUAUGAAUCUAGAAUUGGCACUAUUUAAUAUUGCGCAAUAUAUUUUAUUGUCUCAACAGUGCAUCCUAUAAUGACACUUAUGUAAUAUUGUCAAUGGCUCUACGGUUCUUUGCAUACUUGUAUAACUCGUACACACAAUGUGAUUUUGGUUGGCUGUGUAUUACAACAAUGACAUAUUGUCUUUGGCCAUACAAUACCAUUGUCAAUAACGCUAUAGUUCUUUGUAUUACCCGCGCACACAAAGACAUUUUGCGUUUCACAUAUCAAUGUGCCUUGGCGUUUCUCUUUAUUCAACUCAAACGAAAGUAGGCAAUUCCUUAUUUUAAGAAAGAUACCAAUUCCGAAUUUGCUAUGAAAUGAAGCCAGCUUUGCAUCUGAGUGGGUGUGUGUGACCUUGCUUUAAAAACUUCCCUUCAAAAAAAAUUAAUCUUGAUGAUACUCAAUAUUUAACCUGUUCGCCUAUUAAAUUAUUUGUAUUCUCAUAAAAAGGUUUCUCUGUUUCAUAUUGCAUCAUUUCAGUGUUGUUAAUUAUUAAACCAUAUUACGAUUUCAGACCGAAGUCCUUUUCUCUGUAAUGAGUGACUUAUUUAAUGAGCGCUUUUAUUUAAGUUGGUGUAUCUGUUGUCGGUAUAAAUAAAAUAUCUGCUUGAGACUUUGAGAGUGAAUAAAAGUAGAAUGAUUCG
Molecule: messenger RNA, 3270 nt
Organism: Styela clava
Lineage: Eukaryota; Metazoa; Chordata; Ascidiacea; Stolidobranchia; Styelidae
Source: RefSeq, a predicted model, not a curated record